AUGAAGGAGCCAGAUGCCAUCAAGCUGUUUGUGGGGCAGAUCCCAAGGCACCUGGAGGAGAAGGACCUGAAGCCAAUUUUCGAGCAGUUUGGCCGAAUCUUCGAGUUGACCGUCAUCAAGGACAAGUACACCGGGCUGCACAAGGGAUGUGCCUUCCUGACAUAUUGUGCCCGCGAUUCAGCCCUGAAGGCGCAGAGCGCCCUGCACGAGCAGAAGACGCUUCCAGGGAUGAACCGGCCUAUCCAGGUGAAACCAGCAGACAGCGAGAACAGAGGAGAAGACAGGAAGCUCUUUGUGGGGAUGCUAGGGAAGCAGCAGACGGAUGAGGAUGUCAGGAAGAUGUUUGAACCAUUUGGGACCAUUGAUGAGUGCACCGUGCUCCGGGGACCUGAUGGGACCAGCAAAGGCUGUGCCUUUGUUAAAUUUCAGACCCAUGCAGAGGCCCAGGCUGCCAUCAACACUCUCCACAGCAGUCGGACCCUCCCGGGAGCCUCAUCCAGCCUUGUGGUAAAAUUUGCCGACACGGAGAAGGAACGAGGCCUUAGACGCAUGCAGCAGGUGGCCACCCAACUGGGCAUGUUCAGCCCUAUCGCCCUCCAGUUUGGAGCUUAUAGCGCCUACACCCAAGCCCUGAUGCAGCAGCAGGCGGCCCUGGUAGCAGCUCACAGUGCCUACCUCAACCCCAUGGCCACCAUGGCGGCCGUACAGAUGCAGCACAUGGCUGCCAUCAACGCCAACGGGCUGAUCGCCACGCCCAUCACCCCCUCCUCAGGAACCAGCACCCCUCCUGCCAUCGCUGCCACGCCUGUCUCUGCCAUCCCUGCAGCCCUGGGUGUCAACGGCUACAGCCCUGUGCCCACGCAGCCCACUGGGCAGCCAGCCCCCGACACCCUUUAUCCCAACGGUGUCCACCCUUAUCCAGCCCAGAGCCCAGCAGCCCCUGUGGACCCGCUCCAGCAGGCCUAUGCAGGAAUGCAGCAUUACACAGCAGCCUACCCAGCAGCCUACAGCCUGGUCACGCCCGCCUUCCCUCAGCCUCCAGCCCUGGUCGCCCAGCAGCCCCCUCCACCCCCCCAGCAACAGCAGCAGCAGCAGCAGCGAGAAGGCCCUGAUGGCUGCAACAUCUUCAUCUAUCACCUGCCCCAGGAGUUCACUGACUCUGAGAUCCUACAGAUGUUUGUUCCCUUUGGCCAUGUCAUAUCUGCCAAGGUCUUUGUCGACCGGGCCACUAAUCAGAGUAAAUGUUUUGGCUUUGUGAGUUUCGACAAUCCGGCCAGUGCCCAGGCUGCCAUUCAGGCCAUGAACGGCUUCCAGAUCGGCAUGAAGCGUCUCAAAGUCCAGCUCAAGCGACCCAAGGAUGCCAACCGACCCUACUGAGGGGCAGCAGGUCUGGAGAUGCCAGAGGAAGGGGACCUGCCCCGUCCCCUCCUCCCCCACUGAGCACCCCCAGCCCUCUCGGCACAUCGGCUCAGGCCCUUGGCUGGGCCCUCUGGGGACAGCUGCUUCAUGAGUCCUGGGGAUGCAGGAAGCCUCCACUUACCCUCGCCCCCCUUAGAACCAACUUUCUUCUCCCCACGCCCACCCAAGUCUUGAGGCCCCGCAGGCCGCUCGGCCCGCCUCCUCCCCAGGUACCUGUUUGACCUCACAAAGGCUGCCCAGUGGGAACAGGGGGGCACGGCUCCAGGGGUUCAAGGGCAUCUCUUUUCCUCCAGUGCCCAGCCUUCUCCCCCACCUCUCCCCAUCAAGGGACCACUUCCUCUGUCUCUUGGAACUGUGCAGACCCCCAGGAGGGGAACCAGGGACUCGGGUCCCCCUUCCUAGCCUCUCCUCCACUCUAGGGGUCUCCUCACAGCUCUUCCCCCUUCUUACUCCUCUACCCUAAGUAGAGAUAGGACAUUCCUGUACUUGGGCCAUCAGGCCCUAAAGCUCACUGCCUCCCCAAGUCCUCCUCUGGUGAGCCCCAGGGGCUGCCCAUCUCCUGUUCAGCCACAGAGACCCUCCCCAAGAGAAAUGACCUCCCCCUCCCCCCAAAUAAUGUUUACAGUCUCUGCUGAUCCCUUUCCUGUAAAUACCACAUUGGUGCGGUAGCCAGCCAGGCCCGGACGCUGCCAUCUCUCUUUCUGGGAGUUUAGACAAUGUUCCCUGUGGAUUUUUUUCUUUCUUAAUUUUUUUUCCUUGGUUUGAAGGUUGGGGUGGGAAGGGGUUGGGGUGGGAAAAGGGGAGGGCUGGAGGGGUUUAUUACCUGGUCAUUUUCUUUAGGAAAAGGUUUUAGGGGAAGGGAUAGGGGUGGAUUGGGGAGGGAAUGGGAAGGGGAGCCUGGGGAGUCUAAAUUUCAAACAGUUCUCAAUACUUAACUUAUUUAUUUAUUGCGUUUUACUUUUAAUAAGUUGAUUUUUUCUGUCUAAAUAAAGAAAAAAAAUUUAAAAGUGUCAAAAAAGAGUAGUGCUUGGCAGGUCAGCUGUGGGGGACACGAGGGAGGGGAGAGGAAGAUUGAGGACACGAACUAAAUCUGGAGAUUGUCUUAAUGAAGGCCUCCUAGGCCCAGGGGAGACAUUUCAGGGCAAAUCCCCUAUUUCUGGAGACUUUGAGUCCUAACUUCUCAAACCUGCGCUCUCAUCUUCCUCCCUGUUUAUUCACCUCUCACCGAGCCCAGAACUCUCUGUAGAGUCGGGAGGAGUGCGGCAGAGUGAACAGACUCCAAUCGGCUUAGGGAUUUGGGAUCAUGAAGAUGUGGGUACAAAUCCCCUCCCUCUGCCUCAGUUUUUCCAUCUAAUCAAGUGGGGGUAAUAGCAACAGCUACCCCAUUAGGCUGUUGGGAGGACCAGAUGAGAUCAUAUACCAAAGCACACAGAAACUUUAAAAAUUACUCUGAAAAUAUUGGCUAUCACGCUUCUACCCUAAUGGACUCCGAAGGGCCUCA
Molecule: messenger RNA, 2920 nt
Organism: Gracilinanus agilis (Agile Gracile Mouse Opossum)
Lineage: Eukaryota; Metazoa; Chordata; Mammalia; Didelphimorphia; Didelphidae
Gene: CELF3
Product: CUGBP Elav-like family member 3
Exons: 13
Coding region: 1-1377 (458 amino acids)
Biological process (GO): mRNA splice site recognition; regulation of alternative mRNA splicing, via spliceosome
Cellular component (GO): ribonucleoprotein complex; nucleus; cytoplasm
Molecular function (GO): mRNA binding
Source: RefSeq, a predicted model, not a curated record